Messenger RNA from Apus apus (common swift), 3947 nucleotides. Its product is annotated as protein Niban 2-like. Lineage: Eukaryota; Metazoa; Chordata; Aves; Apodiformes; Apodidae. The record is from RefSeq and is a predicted model, not a curated record.
CCUCCUCCUCCUCCUGCCGCUCCCCGGCCCGGCUCCGCUCGCCAUGGGAGAUGUGGUCUCCACGCACCUGGACGAGGGUCGCCGCCAGCACAUCGCGGAGAGGACGGGCGCGGUGCUGCGGGAAUUCUGCCGCUGCUACCGGGAGCAGUUCGGGGUCGCGCUCUUCAACAGCGUCCGCUACGAGAUCGAGGGCGCCGGGGGACCCCAAGCCCAGCUGCUGCACCGCAAGGUCCCACUGGAGGACCAUGUCAUCUACUCGGGCAACCUCUUCCAGUACAUCGAGGAGAACAAGAAGUGGAGGAACCGCUUCUGUGUGGUCCCACACAACUAUGGCUUGGUCCUCUACGAGAACAAACUGGCCUAUGAGCGGGACCUGCAGCCCCGUGUGCUGAUCAACAGUGCUGGCUACAAGGUCCUCACCUCUGUGGACCAGUACCUGGAGCUGGUGAACAGCAGCCUGCCUGGUGUGACCCCCAAGUCGGGACACUCCCCCAUCCUGAAGUGCCCCACGGAUUUCCCCCUCAUCCUCUGGCACCCCUAUGCCCGCCACUACUACUUCUGUGUGAUGACAGGGAAGGAGCAGGAGAAGUGGAGAGCAGUUUUCCAGGACUGUGUACGGCACUGCAACAACGGGAUCUCUGAGGACUCCAAAGUGGAGGCUCCAGCCUUCACGGACGCCAUCCGCAUGUACCGCCAGUCGAAGGAGCAGUACGGCACCUGGGACAUGCUGUGUGGCAACCAAACCCAGGUCCUGAGCAACCUGGUGAUGGAGGAGCUGCUCCCCGAGCUGAGGAACACCAUCGGCCCCCGGCUGAAGGGCAAGGCUCAGGAGCGCCAGCGCACCUGGAUCCAGAUCUCAGAUGCUGUCUAUAGGAUGGUCUACGAGCAGACUAAGGCCCAGUAUGAUGCAGCAAUGGCCAAGUGUGAAGAGGAGCGGCCCCAGAUGGAGAGCACCAUCCGCACCGACAUGGACCAGAUCAUCACUUCGAAGGAGCACUUGGCCAGCAAGAUCCGAGCUUUCGUCCUCCCCAAAGCAGAGAUCUGUGUCCGUAACCACGUCCAGCCCUACAUCUCCUCCAUCCUGGAGGCCCUGAUGACCCCCACGAGCCAGGGCUUUGCUGAGGUGCGGGAGGUGUUCUUCAAGGAGGUGACGGACAUGAACAUGAACGUCGUCAACGAAGGUGGCCUGGAGAAGCUGGCAGAGUACAUGGAGAAGCUUUCCCACCUGGCCUUCCACCCCGUCAAGAUGCAGUCAUGCUAUGAGAAGAUGGACCAGCUGAAGCUGGAGGGCCUCCAGCAACGGUUUGAUGUGUCCAGCACAUCUGUCUUCAAGCAGAGGGCCCAGAUCCACAUGAGACAGCAAAUGGACGACGCCGUGUACACGUUUGAGACGCUGCUCCACCAGGAGGUGGGGAAGCUGCAGGGCAAGGACGACCUGUGCAAGUCCAUCCAGCGCAUCCUGGAGAGGGUGCUCAAGAAAUACGACUAUGACAGCAGCACCGUGAGGAAGAAGUUCUUCAGGGAGGCCCUGCUGCAGAUCACCAUCCCCUUCCUGCUGAAAAAGCUGGCACCCACCUGCAAGGCGGAAUUAGCCAAGUUCCAGGAGCUGAUCUUUGAGGACUUUGCUAACUUCAUCCUGGUGGAGAACACUUAUGAGGAGGUUGUGCUGCAGUCAGUGAUGAAAGACAUCAUGCAAGCUGUGAAGGAGGCAGCGGUGCAGCGGAAGCACAACCUGUACCGGGACAGCAUGGUGAUGCACAACAGCGAUCCCAACCUGCACCUCCUGGGGGAGGGCAUCCCCAUCGACUGGAGCGAGGAGUACAGCGGCCAGCCCGAGCCCUCCCCGGCCGCCGACAAGCGCCGCAGGGCCAAGCAAGUGGUGUCCGUCAUCCAAGACGACGAGGGGGUCCUGCCCUACGAGGUGGGCGCCGAGGAGCUGCUGCAGCCACGGCAGCCGGAGCAGCCGCCCAGCCCCCCGGGGGGGGUGCGGGAAAUCCGGGAAGCGCUGGCCCAGGAGAGCCCGGGGGGUGAGGUGGAGGAGCGCCUGACCAACGGUACCGACGGCAGAGGGGAGAGCAGUGCCGCCCAGGAGGUGGCAGGGCCUGUCCCAGGUGAUGUCCCCUUGCAAGGUGAGGGAGGCAGGGAGCGCGGCACCACGCCGGCAUCGCCUGCUUCUGGAGCCCAGGUCCCAGCAGGGGCUGGGGGGCAACAUCCUGCACCAGCAUCACCUGUUCCUGGAGCCCAGGUCCCAGCAGGGGCUGAGGGGCAGCAUCCUGCACCAGCAUCACCUGUCCAUGGAGCCCAGGUCCCAGCAGGGGCUGGGGGGCAGCAUCCUGCACCAGCAUCACCUGUCCAUGGAGCCCAGGUCCCAGCAGGGGCUGAGGGGCAGCAUCCUGCACCAGCAUCACCUGUCCAUGGAGCCCAGGUCCUGGAACACCGUGCACCAGCAUCCCCCGUGGCACCAUCACCCAUGCCCAGAUCCCAUGUUCCAACAUCCCCCAAGCCUGGAGCAGAUGUCCCAUCAGAGGCCAAGGUGCCCCAUGCCACACCAGCAUCACCCACACCCAGAGCUGAUGUCCCACCACCAUCUGCUGGGACGGCGUGCCACCAGCCCAGUGACAAGGAGACGGGCGAGGAGGUGGCCCCCCCGGGCAGUGGUUGCAGCCCCCCACAGCCCCCAGGCACGACAGAGAGCAGCGAGGGGGUGCAGACUGAGUUCUAGCCCUGGGACCCCUUGCCAUGGACUGGCCCCAGUGCUGGGGUUGGGGGAAACAGGACCUGCUGCCAGGGAUGGAGAGGGAGGGGAUGGGGAACACCGAGACCUUAUUGCCUAUCCGGGGGGGGAUCCCCACUAUUCUGUGGGGCUGGCCAUAGCUGAAGUGGUCCUACUGGGUCAGACUGGGGGAGACCCCUGGCCCAGGGUACCCCCUGCACUCUGCUCUGUCCUUUUUUCUGCCUUAUUUUCUUCUUUUCUACUGAAGAGAUGCUUUAUCUGCCCCCCCCCAGCCCAAGUGCCGGGGGCUGCCCGGGGGGGCUGGCACUAGCCCUGCUGGGGGUGGGGGUGGGGGAUGCUCCCAGUUGCCCCAGGGGUCAUCUCUGCCCCAACCUGGGGGGGGGUUUCCUGGGAUCCUGCCCACCUCUAGCCCACCCAGCCCGCUCCGGGAGUGCUGGUGGGAGUCAGGGCCAUGGGGGAUGAUGGAAAAUGUGAUGGUGGCCAGGGGCACAGCAGGGACACAGGGUGGCUUGAACCACUGUCCCAUUGGGGCAGGCUGGGCUUUUGGCUCCCAGGGUGGGCUCGUUAACACCCAGGGUGGGCUCAUGGCACCCAGGGUGGGCUCACAGCAGCCAGUGCCCACCUCCACCCUGCCGCUCUGUAAGCUCAGAGUAAAAACCCUAGCAGGCAAGGUGGCACUGACACAAUGUCCCCACCUUUGCCUGGCAGGACUGGGCUGCCUCUGGUCCGUGCAGGAGGGAUCCCAGCUCCUGCUCCCCUGCCCCAGCCCCAGGAGCUCCUCAGCACCACGCCAGGAUGAGUUCUCAGGCUCUCAAGCCUGGCAGGUUUUUGGCACCUGCAGUGACGGUCGGGCAAAGAGUUGGUACCUUAGCAGGGGUUUGCUGGCACCCCCAGCAGACCCUGCCUGCUGUGGGGAGGGGGCUGUGCCAGGCUCCCCCCCACAGAGGUGCUGAGAGCCCCUGGGCUGGCCCAGAGCCACCUGUGUGGUGCACGGAGGAAGGACCAGCACCCCGACCCUUGCCUCUAUUUUAGGUGUUUCUGCCUCUGAAAGGGGGUGCCCAGCCUAACCCACUCGGGGAGGCCCCCCAGAGUGCCUUGCUUUGGGAACUUAAAAAAACCUGUCUCUUCCAGGAUAUUUUAUUAAGAAAGUUAUACAAAUGUUUAAAAAAAUAUGCUUAUAAUAAUUAAUAAAAUGGAAAAGCUUUAUUUAAAA